This is a messenger RNA of Sebastes umbrosus (honeycomb rockfish), 2196 nucleotides long. Its product is annotated as 6-phosphofructo-2-kinase/fructose-2,6-bisphosphatase. Gene Ontology annotation, molecular function: 6-phosphofructo-2-kinase activity; ATP binding; fructose-2,6-bisphosphate 2-phosphatase activity. Gene Ontology annotation, cellular component: 6-phosphofructo-2-kinase/fructose-2,6-biphosphatase complex; cytosol. Lineage: Eukaryota; Metazoa; Chordata; Actinopteri; Perciformes; Sebastidae. The record is from RefSeq and is a predicted model, not a curated record. The transcript has 14 exons. Gene Ontology annotation, biological process: fructose 2,6-bisphosphate metabolic process; fructose metabolic process. The coding region runs from base 431 to 1801 and encodes 456 amino acids.
GGUGGGAUGCAAAGAAAAACAAUUCAUCAGAUCAUUCAGUUCACACGCGCUCUGCUCUGCUCUGCUGCGUCAUUAUGUAACGCCCGGAGAGGAGAGGAGAGGGUUCCUGCUUCCUGCUGCUGCAGCCUGGGAGGGUUUGGGGACAUAUGGAGGAGAGGACAGCGUGUCCUGUUGCAGAGACAGACAGUCCUCCUCCUGCAGCAGCAGCGUGCAGCAGGACGUGGUGCGUCUCGGAGGUGUUGGGUAUGUCCUCCUCCGCCAGGUCAGUCAGUCAGGAAGUAGACCGCAGAGAGAGAGAGAGGGAGAGAGAGAGAGCAUGGCUGCUCGGCGGGGGAGCCAGCUGGUUAUUUUGGGAGAGAGAGAGAGAGAGAGAGAGUGACGAGGAGAGACCCACGUGUCCCCUGAGCCUCUCUGCUGCCUGGAGAGACAAAUGGAGGCCAAGAGGAGCGUGCGGCGGCGCGUGCGGUGCGAGAGCACAGCAUCGGUGCCCCAGUUCACCAACUCCCCCACCAUGAUCGUGAUGGUGGGGCUCCCGGCGAGAGGGAAGACCUACAUCUCUAAGAAGCUCACCAGAUACCUGAACUGGAUCGGAGUCACGACUAAAGUGUUCAACGUGGGCCAGUACAGAAGAGAUGCCACCCGCAUCUACAACAGCUUUGAGUUCUUUAGACCCGACAACACAGAAGCCAUGAAGAUACGCAAGGCCUGUGCCAUCGCUGCCCUGAAAGAUGUGUGUGACUACUUCACCAGAGAGCAGGGGCAGGUCGUGGUUUUUGAUGCCACUAACACCACCCUGGAGCGCAGAGAGGUCAUCCUCCGCUUCGCCAAGGAAAACGGUUACAAGGUUUUCUUUGUGGAGUCAAUAUGUGAUGAUCCGGGAAUCAUCGCUGCGAAUAUUAAAGAAGUGAAGCUGAGCAGUCCCGACUAUGUGGACUGUGACAAAGAGGAGGCUGUGGCUGACUUCCUGAAGAGGAUCGAAUGUUACAAGUUAACCUACAUCCCUCUGGAUGACAACACGGACAGGAACUUGUCUUACAUCAAGAUCUUCAACGUGGGCAGCAGGUACCUGGUGAACCGGGUCCAGGACCACAUUCAGAGCAGGAUUGUCUACUACCUCAUGAACAUCCACGUCACCCCGAGAUCCAUCUACCUGUGUCGCCACGGAGAGAGCGAGCUCAACCUCGUGGGUCGCAUCGGGGGAGACUCUGGGCUGUCGCCUCGUGGGGCAAAGUUUGCCAGUGCUCUGGGGGCGUACAUGCGUGGGCAGUGCAUCAGUGACCUGAAGGUGUGGACGAGUCACAUGAAGAGGACCAUCCAGACCGCCGAGGCUCUGGGAGUCCCCUAUGAGCAGUGGAAGGCCCUCAAUGAGAUAGACGCUGGGGUUUGUGAGGACAUGACCUAUGAGGAGAUUCAGGAGCAUUACCCAGAGGAGUUUGCACUGAGGGACCAAGACAAGUAUCGCUACCGCUACCCUAAAGGAGAAUCGUACGAGGACCUGGUCCAGCGUCUGGAGCCCGUCAUCAUGGAGCUGGAGAGGCAGGAGAACGUUCUGGUCAUCUGUCACCAGGCUGUUAUGAGAUGUCUGCUCGCCUACUUCCUGGACAAGACUUCUCAUGAGCUGCCCUACCUGAAGUGUCCUCUCCACACCGUCCUGAAACUCACCCCGGUCGCCUACGGUUGUAAAGUGGAGUCUGUCUUCCUCAACAUUGAAGCUGUCAACACACACAGAGACAAACCAGUGAACGUGGACGUGGACCGAGAGCCGGCGGAGGCAUUAGAGACGGUCCCAGACCACAUCUAGAGGACGCAACAGAACAGGGAGCUGGUCUCAUUUCCAUCCAGCCUCAUGGAAAGUGGCCUUUCUUUUAAUUUAAGAUAAUCAUAGUGUUCAUCGUUUUAUCGUGUUGUGAAAUGGAAAAUCAUUGUGAUAUAAUGAAAAUGAGACAUUUCUCCUAUGGCAGCCUAUUUCCAUUGUAAAUGCACUUUAUAAUGCAGGCUCAGGCCAGAUGUCCGUGAUAUGAAGAAGAGGCUUCCUUUACUGUGAAAAAUGAACUGCUACUGCUCAACACUGUUAUGGAUAUUCUCCAACGUAGUCACCUGCAUGUCUUUGUCUCUUCCUCCUUUCAUCCCGUCAUUCUGUUUCCUCUUCACUACUGGUACUGAAGCAUUAACCGACUUUAAAUCAUUCAGCCAGUU